This is a messenger RNA of Halteromyces radiatus, 1350 nucleotides long. RefSeq lists its product as uncharacterized. The record is from RefSeq and is a predicted model, not a curated record. The transcript has a single exon. NCBI's taxonomy places the organism in Eukaryota, Fungi, Mucoromycota, Mucoromycetes, Mucorales, Cunninghamellaceae. The coding region runs from base 94 to 1053 and encodes 319 amino acids.
UUUUUCUUUUUCCCUUUUUCUUUUCUUUUCUUUUUCUUUCUUUUCUUUCUUUCUUUCUUUAUAACUUUUUUCAUAUAUAUAUAAUUUGACCAAAUGGUUCUUCUACAAUGGUGGACCAUUGUUGGAUUAUUUGUUCUUUUUCCUUUAUUGGUGUCCACAUUACCUGUACAACAACUUGACAGUAACGAUAUUGCAAAUAGUAACGACACAAACGACAUUAUUUUCUCCAACAAAGAUAACGACGAUAUAUUAAAAUCAACUCAGUUAGACAAGAAAAAUGACAAUGAUGAUUUCGACUUGGAUUUAAAUCGAUUUGUUCAACUCUUAUCUAGUCAUAUUAUGGUUGAACACUUGGAAAACGCUGUUAUUUCGCUAUCAAAAAUAUUGGCUGCGCAGAUUCAAGACUCGGUACAACUCAUCACUGAACAAUAUACACCAUUGUAUUCUAUUGAUCAAAAACAACAACAGUGGAUUCAUACUGACGAUGGUAACAAUGAAGAUGUAGAUGUACGACUUCUUCGGGAACAACUUCGAGGUGCUGUUGGAUCUUAUGUAGAAGACCAAUUACCAAGUAUGUGGUAUGGACAUAGUAGUUUUGCUGCCCUGGAUUCUUCUGCUCUUCGUUUGUUUAUGGAAUCGACUUUAUUAGAAUAUUGCCCAGCUAUCACCACUGAACAACCACUUGAACAAAACGUUAUGAUAAGUCAUGAAUGUUUCCAAAAGAAUGCAAUGGAUUUUUCUACCAAGGUGGAUGGUUAUAUCAAACAACAUAUGCAAACUACAUUGAUGGAUAUUGUACAACAGGAUUUGCCUCAACUUCUUCAUUUGACCGACAAUCAUAUUCGUGCCAUUUUACAUCAUUUCAAUACGUUUUUAUUACCUCCUCAUAGUCAAUUACAAAUGUCCUUUCUUUCCUUACAAGAUCAUCCCGAUUGGUCAAAUAUGAACAAUAUCAACGAUAUCUUGGAUUUUAUUAACGAUGGUGACAAUUCCAAUUCCAUGGCUCAUUCUGUACAUCAAUAUGUUAUCCUGGCCAAAUCCAAUGCUUCUUGAUCAAAUACUCCUCUUUUUUUUUUAUUUAUUUAUUUGUUAUCAUCAUUGUUACUAUCAUCAUCAUUACAAUUCUUAUUUGUACAUAGACAAAUCAUCCUCUCUCUCUCUCUCUUCUUUUUUUUUUUUCUUCAUACAUUCAUUCAUUAUCCAUUCCAUUCCUUCAGCAUAGUUUAAACUUAGUUUAUUUGUAUAUAUAUAUAUAUCCAAGUUAUCUCCCAAAACUUCCAAAGUCCAUUCUUGUCUUCUUUUAUUUACAACAUUGCAUCAAUAAAGAAUUAUCUUUUAUUAUAGAUCUCA